AUUUGUCCUAAACUGAUGUCCAAACCAGCCCAUUGGUGUAGAAUACCUGAAUUCGAUAAAAUGCAGUCAUGGUCAAGCAGCCUUAUGAAAAAUCUAAGUAUACCUUCAUACAUGAAGGACGGAAUCUCUCAAUACUCACAAUGCAGUAUGUAUGUUCGAAAUUACACUUAUAUUGCUGAAGUCAUCGACAAGAUGAGAAACGGCACAAUCCCACUAGAAAUAAUAUCAGUUUCUUUAAACACAACAGCAUGUCAGCAUGGUUGGGUAUAUGAUAAAUCAUUAUUUGAAUCAACUGUUGUCACGCAGUGGGAUCUUGUUUGCGAGAAAGAUUUUUACACAACUGCCGCUCUUAGUGUGUUUGGUGUAGCCGGUUUGAUUGGAAACUUCGCUUUUGGAUACAUGCAAGACUACUGGGGGCGAAAAACAUCAUUUUAUAUAUAUCUGCUUAUUGAACUCACAGCUUGUGCACUUGGCGUGGUGACCCAAUCUUUUGGCCAAUGGCUAUUAUCUAGGUUCAUUGUCGGUUUAACAGUACCCGCGAUUUUAUCUAGUCCAUAUGUAUUAGCAAUUGAGUUAGUGGAACCAACGAAACGUGACUUUUGUACGAUAGUGUCCAAUAUUGCUUAUUCAAUUGGUUUAAUAAUGCUGGCUGGAGUCGUCCAUUUGUACCGUGGAUGGAAAGCUUUAUCAUUGGCUGUAUCUUUGCCGUUCGUAUCGCUAUUUAUUUUUUAUUAUUUCAUUCCCGAAUCACCUCGAUGGCUGCUAACUAGGAAUCGAUUCAGGGAAGCUGCGAAAAUAAUGAAACACAUGGCAAGAAUAAACAGGAAACCGAUUCCUGCAAACUACGAAAUCGUUUUAAAAAACAAAUUAUGCUCUUCUCCAGAAAUUGCGUCCGUAACUGUAUGUAACUACGGAAUCAAGGAUUUAUUUGUUGGCAAACAAUUGGCACGCAAAACAAUUAUAAUAACGUACAUUUGGUUUACUAACACUAGCGUUUAUGUCGGCCUUAGUUAUUACGCCCCAGCGCUUGGAGGCGACGAAAUAAUGAAUUUCUUUUUAGCUGGCGUGGUAGAGUUACCAACUUAUAUUGUACUGUGGCCUAGUUUAUACUAUUGUGGUCGUCGAUGGAUAUUAUGCGUAUCAAUGAUGCUAGGUGGCUUUGCCUGUUUAUUUACAUUCAUCACACAAGCAGGUACGUGA
This is a messenger RNA of Wyeomyia smithii (pitcher-plant mosquito), 1200 nucleotides long. Its product is annotated as beta-alanine transporter. Gene Ontology annotation, cellular component: membrane. NCBI's taxonomy places the organism in Eukaryota, Metazoa, Arthropoda, Insecta, Diptera, Culicidae. The transcript is spliced from 6 exons. The record is from RefSeq and is a predicted model, not a curated record. Gene Ontology annotation, biological process: transmembrane transport. Gene Ontology annotation, molecular function: transmembrane transporter activity. Bases 16 to 1200 code for a protein of 394 amino acids.